AUGGCCAACAGCAACCUCCCCCGCCGCAUCAUCAAGGAGACGCAGCGGCUGCUCAGCGAGCCAGCUCCAGGAAUCAGUGCCUCGCCAUCAGAGGAGAACAUGCGCUACUUCAAUGUCAUGAUCCUUGGACCGUCGCAGUCACCAUAUGAGGGAGGAGUUUUCAAGCUCGAGUUAUUCUUGCCUGAAGAUUAUCCAAUGGCUCCACCAAAGGUUCGUUUUCUCACAAAAAUUUAUCACCCUAACAUUGACAAGCUUGGUAGGAUAUGCCUUGAUAUUUUGAAGGACAAGUGGAGUCCUGCCCUUCAGAUUCGAACAGUUUUAUUGAGCAUCCAGGCAUUGCUUAGUGCUCCAAACCCUGAUGACCCGCUUGCCGACAAUGUGGCGAAGCACUGGAAGGCUAAUGAAGCUGAAGCUGUAGAAACAGGGCUUUCAGUUGAUGGUUUAAAUGUAGGUGGACGGUCCGGCAAGGUGGACAAGAUGGCGCUGACAAUUGGGCUGCCGUCUGUUGGGAACGCCCUUUAG
This is a messenger RNA of Miscanthus lutarioriparius, 522 nucleotides long. NCBI's taxonomy places the organism in Eukaryota, Viridiplantae, Streptophyta, Magnoliopsida, Poales, Poaceae. The record is from the annotation of a GenBank genome assembly.